AUGGCAGACAUUGGGCGUCGUAACGGAUAUGCAAAUAGUGUACUACCAAAUAGGCACCCUGCUGCAAUAUCUGAAGUAGAUGAAUUCUGCAAUGCCCUUGGCGGAAACAAGCCAAUUCAUAGCAUUUUAAUUGCAAACAAUGGAAUGGCAGCAGUGAAAUUUAUACGUAGUGUUAGGAGCUGGGCCUAUGAGACAUUUGGCACAGAGAAAGCCAUCUUGUUGGUUGCCAUGGCUACUCCAGAGGACAUGAGAAUCAAUGCAGAACAUAUCAGAAUAGCUGAUCAAUUUGUGGAAGUACCCGGUGGGACCAAUAACAAUAACUAUGCCAAUGUGCAGCUUAUUCUUGAGAUGGCUGAGAUAACUCAUGUAGAUGCAGUGUGGCCUGGUUGGGGUCAUGCUUCAGAAAACCCCGAGCUUCCAGAUGCAUUAAAAGCAAAAGGAAUUGUAUUUCUUGGACCUCCUGCCAUUUCUAUGGCUGCAUUGGGAGAUAAAAUUGGUUCAUCCUUGAUUGCUCAAGCAGCGGAAGUGCCAACCCUUCCAUGGAGUGGUUCUCAUGUGAAAAUUCCUCCUGACAGUUCCUUGAUUACUAUUCCUGAAGAAAUUUAUCGGGAAGCUUGUGUGCACACAACAGAGGAAGCAGUAGCGAGUUGUCAAGUUGUUGGAUACCCGGCAAUGAUCAAGGCAUCUUGGGGUGGUGGUGGUAAAGGCAUAAGAAAGGUUCAUAAUGAUGAUGAGGUAAGGGCAUUGUUCAAGCAAGUUCAAGGUGAAGUUCCGGGUUCACCUAUAUUUAUAAUGAAAGUUGCAUCCCAGAGUCGACAUCUAGAAGUCCAGUUACUCUGUGAUCAGUAUGGAAAUGUUGCAGCUUUACAUAGCCGUGAUUGCAGUGUUCAAAGGAGGCACCAAAAGGUACACAAACCUUUUGUUGCCCACUAA
Messenger RNA from Sphenostylis stenocarpa, 933 nucleotides. Lineage: Eukaryota; Viridiplantae; Streptophyta; Magnoliopsida; Fabales; Fabaceae. The record is from the annotation of a GenBank genome assembly.